This is a messenger RNA of Thlaspi arvense, 1287 nucleotides long. The record is from the annotation of a GenBank genome assembly. NCBI's taxonomy places the organism in Eukaryota, Viridiplantae, Streptophyta, Magnoliopsida, Brassicales, Brassicaceae.
AUGGACAAAAUCUCAGAUGUUGUUGAGCCAAGAAUUAGCACAAACCCAUUCGCAGAUGACUCACUUAUAAGCAGAAUCAAUCUGAAGGAAACUGCAGAUUUCAUCAAAUCGCUGCCAAUUUCAUCGAACCAAAGCAGUAGCAGCAGUGAGAUGGUAAACGAAAGGAGACAAAGUUUCUCAUCACAGAAGAGCAUUGGAGAAGGAAGAAGCAGUGGACAGAGAAGAGUGAUGUUAAUGGAGUCUCCUUGUACUCCAGGUAGAGGAGUCUUCAGUUUCAGUAGCAGUGUCUCUGGUAGAAGACGAAACUUCCCUUCUAAGUGGGUCGACGCCGAGAAAUGGGUCACCUCCGGUCAUGAAUCUCCGGCACAUUCGUUCAAAAACAGUCAGAUUAGUAAUAACUCCCAGUUUGAUGGGUUUAAGCACCAGGUGGAAGUUGUAUACUCGGAGAAAUCUAGGGUUACGGAGGAAAAGGUCUCAUUGUCUCCACCAGAUCUUAUUCUUAAAGAUAAGUUAGCGAACGAAGUGCAGCAGAUUCUCCCAUCAACGGAAGGGUUUAUAUUCAGAGAUUCCGACAAAUUUAUCCGUUACGAGGAAGAAGAAGAAGCUCAAAUUCAACACAGAGACAUCGGAACAGAGAUGACACCAGUCGGAAGUGUAACGGCUUCAAGAUGUCACACGCCGUUUAUAAGCAUGUCUCCGGCGAGACACAACACGCCUUCGAAAUUGUCUGGUCCGUUAACAGAAACCAAAAACGUCAUAGAUAUCUCCGAGUUCGCCGACAAGCUACGACUCAGUGGGUCCGCUGCGACUCAGUACUAUAACUCGGUGACGAGUCAUUGGAACUCGAGGGAGGAAGAAGAAGAAGAGAUAUCGAAGAGCUUAAGACAUUCCGAUAUGGACUCUGAGUUGCGAAAAAGUGUUUCAGAAUCUAAAGCUGCUUUAUGGGAUGGUGAAGACGACAAGAUCAAAUUUUGCCAAAGAUAUCAAAGAGAAGAAGCCAAAAUCCAGGCAUGGGUUAAUCUCGAAAAUGCUAAAGCCGAAGCUCAAUCCAGGAAACUCGAGGUGAAAAUACAGAAGAUGAGAUCAAAUUUGGAGGAGAAAUUGAUGAAGAGAAUGGAUACGGUGCACCGGAGAGCAGAGGAUUGGAGAGCUACGGCGAGGCAACAGCAUGCUGAGCAGAUGCAGAGAGCGGUGGAGACUGCGAGGAAGCUGACAAACCGCCGUGGCUAUUUGGUUGCCGGCCGUAGCUCAUGUGGUUGUCUUCCUUGCAAUAAUACUUGUCCCUAG